Messenger RNA from Cylas formicarius (sweet potato weevil), 2466 nucleotides. Its product is annotated as chymotrypsin-1-like. The coding region runs from base 104 to 868 and encodes 254 amino acids. Lineage: Eukaryota; Metazoa; Arthropoda; Insecta; Coleoptera; Brentidae. Gene Ontology annotation, biological process: proteolysis. The record is from RefSeq and is a predicted model, not a curated record. The transcript has 6 exons. Gene Ontology annotation, molecular function: serine-type endopeptidase activity.
AUCGAUUAGAUUGAGAAGAAUCAAUUGAAUUAAAUGCCAAUUUUCAAAAGCAUUCAGUUUAACUUCGGGGUAAUGAACUAGUCAGUUUGCGCAUCAAAAAAGUAUGCGAAUUGAGUUAGCAGCUUUUUUAAUCCCGUUUCUCUGCUGUUGCAUCUUCGCAUCGCCGCCUAGUACGAGGAUAGUUGCAGGCAGCGACGCUAGCGAUGGAGAAUUUCCCUAUGCCGUGUCCAUCCGGUACAACAACUGUCACGAAUGCGGAGCGUCGAUUAUAAGUGACAGAUGGGUAUUAACGGCAGCUCAUUGCAUUUUUUUGGAGUACAUGAAUCUGUCAACUAUACUCUACGGCACCAUCGAGGCUGAUAACUGUCAAGAAGCCACAUCAAACACCAAGAGAGUAAAACGAGCCAUCAUACACGAAGCGUACCAAAACUAUUCCGGACAUUUCAAUGACAUCGGAUUAAUAGAGGUCGAGGAUCCUUUCGAAUUUUCCAAUGAAGUCAAACCUGUACUGCUUCCGAAACUCUUCGAACAUCCGCCGGUAUUCCAACCGUCUUAUCUGGUCGGAUGGGGUUACGAGGAAACCAAUGGUACCGUACCUCCAGUGCUCCAGAAAGUCAGUCUCGAUAUCUACCCGGAUCAGAUUUGCAGCAUGUUUUUCGGCAGCAAUUAUUCACAGGUGUCCCACAUUUGCGCGGGCGGAGGCGGUAAAGGACAAUGUUCGGGCGAUUCUGGCGGGGCUUUGACGGUGAACGGACACCAACAUGGGAUUGUUUCAUGGUCGGACAAGCCCUGUACCAUUACGCCGGGCGUUCUCACGAGAGUGUCGUCUUUCGUAAACUGGAUCAAACGUCACACCGGAAUUUUAUAACCAUUAAUCGUAAUUCACUUAUUACCUAUUACAUAAUCGAAAAUGGACAUAAAACUGCAAGACAUAUUUAAUUGUUUUAAUUUCAGCUCACUUAUUUAAUACAAUAUUUUUUAUGAGUCUAGUUUUGCUCGUUACACCUCUGGCCUUUUUAAACUUAAUAUGAUUAUAUUUAAGUGCUGCCGCCAUUAUGGUUGUAAAAUUUAUGCUUCGGGGGUUUAAAAAGGAGCCGCUAAAUUCCGAGGCCUUUCGAAUAGUUGUAAUUAUAUUGUUCCUCUCGAAAAAAACUUUUCAAAGUUGUGCGUUAAAAACAGCUUUUAAUCGUAUUCAGAAAACUUUAACACAACAAUAACAACAUUCUGUGUUUCUGGACAGCUCUUAUAAAUUUAUUAUCUUAGGAUCACCCAAGAAAAACAUCAUUUAAAGGUUAGUAAUGGUUUUUUUGUACCUCUUUGCAUCACUUGAAACCAGUGCCUUUGCAAACAAAUUUUUUAAGCCCAUAUAAUUAAGGAAAACGCUAGUCAAAUAUGAUUUCGAACGUAAAACUUUAUGGUAGAGCAUUCUAUCAAUCUUAAGUACUUUUUGAUGGAAACGAUUGCCAGUGAGUUAUCAAAAUGUUUUGCCUAUUUUCGUCUUUGCAUUGCCUGAUUUCGAGUAUAUUUGUGGUGAUUAUGGCGGCAGCCUCAAGUUAUAUCUGGCCCUUAAUCAGUGUUAACAAUUACAUUUAAAAAACAACCUACUAUCACAAUUAAUAAGGCUUUGCAAUAAUAUACUUACAGUCUACAAUUAUUUACCUAGUGUAUUGGCCAAAAUAUUUCCUUGAAUUCAUUUAUUUUAAGUACCACAUAUUUCGAAAUAGUCACAUUUCGGAAAUGAAAAAGAUAAAACACCCUCGAUGAAGCAAGUACGUAUAAAAUAUUUGUCUAUACUAUAACGUGAAUAUUUUACGAAAAUAGAUAUGUUUAUAACUUUUCUAGAAUCACAUGUAUACCGCAUAUAUACACCUCUCUUCGUCAGUCAUCCGUCUUAUAUAAAUCAAUAAAUACUUUAGAUAGUUUGCAUUUUGUUCAACGUUUACAAAAAUUUGGUGCCAUGCUUAAGCGCUAUAUAUUCCCCAAUCGACGAACGAAAUAAUUAAAACAAUUUUGUCAAUAAAACUGUAACGGGUUAUUUUGGUAAUUUGAUUUUCACCCAGAGAAAUAUUUCACGGCGCUGCUAUUGUCUGUCGUCAAAUUUCAAAGCCAAUUUCUAUUUCGACAAUAAUUGUGUGUAAAAGUGUGUCAUUUUUUAACGUCAAAAUGGGAUAAAAAUAAUAGUCAAAAACAAUCAAUAUUUGUUAGUUGCUCUUUCUUUUCUGGAAAUUCAUUGUCUUGAGUGGGUUUCUUAUUCCAGUUUAAAUUCUUGUUGCACUAAAAACGAAUUGCGACAGAUUAUCAAUUUUAAAAUCAAGCAAGUAUAGUAUAACCGCCGAUAUACCGAGCUCAUUAAAGGCGGGAAUCGCUUACCAGACCGUCGCUAAUGUUCAAGGUGUGAGAUUCGGCUACCGCAUCUCCAGGUCCGGAACCAAUAGAUUAUAUAUAUAUAUAUAUGUAUAUAUAUAU